Messenger RNA from Drosophila busckii, 1878 nucleotides. RefSeq lists its product as uncharacterized. NCBI's taxonomy places the organism in Eukaryota, Metazoa, Arthropoda, Insecta, Diptera, Drosophilidae. The record is from RefSeq and is a predicted model, not a curated record. Bases 124 to 1803 code for a protein of 559 amino acids. The transcript is spliced from 2 exons.
GUCGUUUAUAGCAAGGUAAACUCAAAAAAAAAAUAAAACUACUGCCUUAUUAUUUGUAAAAUUCUUAAAGCUCAACGUACACACACAUUCCGGGUCCAAGUUUAUUGUUUUACUUAACUAACUAUGUUGGAUUAUAUAUUAAAAGUAGCCGCCGAGGCGAAUAUGCAAUUGACACAACAAAUGCUCAACCUGAGCGACUACGAAUCGGUGUUUAGCAUUCAAGGCAAACCCAUACUGCCGCCAUUGUUGUCACCAGAGCGUCGCCUGGAGAUGCAACAAUAUCGCUUGGCGGCCAUGGCCGUAGAGCAGCAGCUGCCACGCAGACCGAAGCAGCAAUCGAAGACAAACAAGCAUAUGCAGCAGCAGUUGCCACAAGUGGCACAGACUGGAGACAGAGUAGAUGCCAGCACUAGCACUGAAUUCGAGCUGGAGACGCCAGCAACGUCGCUGACUGUGCUGGGACGCUUUAAGCAGCAGCUGCAGCUAUCAGAGACGCUGAUCUACGACAACAAAUGCAAUGCAAUAAUCAAGCGAGUGAGAUCGCCGCCUAGACAGUUGCAACAAUUGCAAUACGAGCAGCAGCCCAAGCUGCAAUUGGCCUUGGUAAAGCCAGCACCAGAGGCGGGCACACUGGAGAGCAGCUCACUGGAGCUGCUGCUGGAGAAGGCAAAGCCACUGCCGCUGCUGCAGCCAGAGCCGGAACCGGAGCCAGUGCCAUGCAAGGCCAAGCAGCGUUUAAAGCUUGAGCGAGUGCAGCAGCGCCGACAGCUCAAGGAAGACAACAGCAUCUUGCCACUGAUCGACAGCUCGCGUUUGUUGCAACAAAAUAUAAUUAAGAUGGAGCGACAUCGCGAGCGACUGCAACGUUCGUUGACACAGCCCGCAAUGCAUGCGAAUAUUUAUCAUAAGCCGUAUCAGGUGGAGCGACGCGAGCGUUUGCAUUCCUCGCUGUGGAAACGUUUUCAUACCUAUCCCAUUUACAAUUGUCACAGCAUGGAGCGCGCUGCGCCCAGCUCACCCAAUGGCGGCAGCAGUCUUGCCUUGUUUUUGCCCUGCGCUGCCGCCGCACGCAGAUCAGCGCCGCCCAUGGAGCAGCAGCUGCAGCCACACGCAAGCUCAACGCCCAGCAAGCAGCAGCGAGCUGCGCCGGCUGCGAGCUCGCCACAGAAGUUGAUCUACUAUAGACCAGCAGCUGUGAAGCGAGCCACUGCCACGCCCAGCUAUGCAGCUCACGCCUCCAGUCAUGCCAACGACAGCGCCAGCAAAAUGAGCAGCACUCAGCGUCGGCUCAGCUACGAUCCGCGUGCCACGCUCAAGCGCAGCUCAUUGCCUCGAAAAUCUGCUGGCAGCAGCAGCAACUUAAAGUCCACGCCCACGCCUACGCCAGCGGCAACUGAGCCGCCCAGCAGCACUGCCGACAGCUCUAGCAUCAUAGAAGCUGCCACGCCCACUACAAUUGAGUUGCAGUCCGAGUCCAGCAGCAGUUCCGAGCUUAAGCGCCGCAAGCUCCUCGAAGAAAUGGAGCAACAGCAGCGCAAGCGUUUCCAGCAACUCGUAGCCCAACAGGCAGACGAACAGCAGCGCAUGCAAAAUGAAUUCCAAGCUCAGCAGCAGCUCAUCAUGGACCAGCUGCUUGGCGAGCUGAGCAGCUAUGACAGCGCCAAGCAAGCAACAUCAACUGACGACAGCGUGCAGACCAGUUCACUGUUCCACAGCUGCCUGGAGCAGGAGCAGCAAGCGAUGGAUAUCGCUAGAGCUUUGUACUCGGAAUCAUCGGAGCCAUCGCUGGAGAAAGAAGAUUAGCAAUUGACUAUGAUUAUGAUUAUGUAAUUGAUGUAUUGAUCAAAUAUAUAUGGAUGAGUGCCAAGAGCUUGAUCA